Molecule: messenger RNA, 4414 nt
Organism: Stegodyphus dumicola
Lineage: Eukaryota; Metazoa; Arthropoda; Arachnida; Araneae; Eresidae
Source: RefSeq, a predicted model, not a curated record
UGUUUAUUCCCUGAAUGAAUGUAAUUAUACAAUAGGAUAAACAGUGUACAAGCACAGAUUUAAAAGUCUGUCAAAAUUACUCAAGUGCCCAGUCAAAGUUUUUCUCCUAGAUAUAUUGCAAAGAUGGCCAAUGCUUGCGGAAAAAAAGCAUCACCCCUAGUUGAGGACUUGGCGAAUCAAGAUGGAGAAAAUCAUUACAAUAAGAAGGUUACUAAAGCUACUUCCUCAAUUGCAAACCGGCGCAAGAGAAUGAAGUUGCCAAAGUCGAAUAUUGUGACAUUGAGCUUAGCGAAGUGUUUUGCAGUUAAUAAAGGAGACGUGAGAAUAAAUUCUUCUAGGAAGUGUCCGAAAGAACGUAAAGCUGAAGAAAUCGUCGCUAAUAGCUCUUGCGAAUCCACUCCAUUGAAGCCGCAGCACUCAGAGAAUGGUAAUCUCAGAAAGAACAAAGUUAAUUCUCGAAUUUCCAAAAAGAAAUCAAGAUUAGGCUUAAAAAAAAUAGCAGCAAUGAAGAAGAAAAAGAUAUCUUCUAUCAGCAAACGCUUCAUAAAAGAAUUCGUUUACUUCUCCAAAAGAGGAAGUGCGAAUCCUUCAAAUGGAAAGACUAUAUCUUAUCAACGCACUCUUUGGUGGCUGAAGAAAGCAGCUGUUAUUGACAACAGAAGAAUCACAAAAAAUGACGUCGAAAUUCAUUUCAUAAACAAGUUGAAGUCAAGACAAGAACUCACAGUUUUGGAAUUCAUUGGAUUCUUAAAGUCUUUAUGCGAUGACAGAGGAGCUAAAAUGUCUUCCGUGGUUAAGAAAUUAGUGGAAUAUAGAUCCUCCAAGAGCUCUUCAGAACAAAACAGCACACAGCCUAGAAAUCUGAGACUAACUGAACCAAAAUCUCUGAAUCCGACCAUUGACAUUUUUAAAUCCACCCGGAAAGGUAAAAUUUUAAAAGAAAAGGAAGUACCAAGCACAUUGAAAGGUGACAAAAGUAAUGCAAGACAGCAAAUUCCCGAAAAUGAACGUUGCACGUUAAACGAAGUGUCUGUUCCAAUAAGCUUAAAGAACAUUUCAUUUGAGGACACCACUAUGUUAGCAAAGGAAUCUUUUGAAAAAAGUGACUGGGACAAUACAAAGAGAUUAGAUGGAACCUUUCGUACUACAUCACAUAACACUGCCACAUCGAGUUGCUCAAAUGUAUCUGUUCUCAGAGCAAGGAAAUGUCGAUCGAGUUUCAGCUUAGAUUUACCAGAACUUAUUAACUGUGAUGAAAUUAAAGUUCAAAUUUCAAAAUCUACUGGGAAUGUUUCAGGUCCAGCGAGCGAUCGCAACACCCAAUACGGCGAUGGAAACGAUUACCAUAAAUCAAAUAUAUCUUCAGUCAAUCCUAAGAAGUAUGAAUUGGAAAGAAAUGAGUCUAGCAAUAGAAUGUUGACCACCAGGGUAAAGGAAAAUGGAAAGCACUGCCCAGCAGAAGAACAACUAAAUGACGAACCUAUGAAUACUCUCUUGAAGAGUAAUAAAGUUGACAUUGGAGAGGCACCACUGGAAAUACUUCAAGUUUUGCGUGAAGCUAUUCAAACCGCGUCUGAAAAUACCCAACCGCAGGAUAUAAAAAGGGUGAAUAAGGGUAUGGAUAAAAAUAUGUCGCAGAGUAAGAAAUUACUCUCUCAGCAAAUCAGGCUUGAGUAUGUUGCCAAUAUCAUUCGAGAGGUUCUCUUUUUAUGUGAAAAAGAUGAUAAAAGAAGCAAUGAAGAAAUUCAUGCGAAGUGCAUUAAACCCAAAAUGGAAAGGACCGUUUCAAGUGAAGAAGUCUCAGAAAAGGUUUUCAAGAAAGAAUUACAACAUUCAGAACUUCCAGACCAGUAUGAAGAAAAUGGUAAAAAAGGGCAAGUAGCUCAUUUUUUGAAAAAUCAAAUUAAAGGCACCAAAAGCCACUUCGUAAACAACAUAAAAGAAGACCAGUAUUUGGAAGCAGACAUAAACAAAAAGCUUCAGACAGUAUCUCCAAGUUACAGAGUUACUAACCUAAAUAAAAUGGUUUGUCAAAACUUAAGUGUAACUCAAAUCAAGGGCACCGAUCCUGAUAUUACUAACAAAUACUCCUGUCAUGAUAAAAUCCCGAAUAAUGCUAUGGAAGAUUUAACUAAAGCCGAGGCAGAACUAAACGUUGCAAAAUCUGAUUAUAAGAAAAAACAGAAUGGAAAUGAAAAAAUGUAUAAGGUGGAUGAUUCCAGAUGUAUUAGGAAAGCAAACUGUUCAAGAAGUGAAUUCAGUAUUGCUAAUAAAUCUUUAAAAAUAAAAGAAAAUAAAGCAUCUAAUAUCGUUAGAUCUCAUCGCAAAGUAAUAAAAACGUUCACAAACUUGCCAUUAAGAACAGUGCAGAAAGCAUUUGCUAUGAGUAAAAAAAUUAAAAACAAAAAAUUAAAAUUAGAUAAGUUAACAGUGGAAGACAAAUGUAAGAAACUGCAAACUACUAAAAGUAUUCUGCCAACUGCUGCUAAAAAAAUAAAACAGUCUUUAAUGACAGAUGAUUUGACCUCUCAGCGGAAUGAAAUGAAUAUAAAACGAAAUACGAAAGUAUUGAAAACUAAGCCUAGGCAGCUGUCAAGUUUGAAGUCUUCAGAAAGAUUAAAACCAGACCAUCUCGUGAGAAAUAAAGAAAAUUUUAAACGAGAUAUUAAAAUUGCCUACAAAGUCAGAAGUCCAAAACAGAGAAAUCCAUUUCGUGAAACAGGAACCGGUAAUUACGACAAGAGUUUUAAAACUAAUGAUAUUAAAAAUCUUGCAGUGAUACUACAAGAAAACCAGUUGGCGUUGAGAAAACCAUUUCUGGGGGCAGAAAAAUGCAAGGCUAAUUGGAAAUUUAUUGAAUGCAUGGCUAAAAUAAUUGAAAACAGUCACAAUGUUAAGGAUUCUAGAUUCAAUUCAGAGACGCUCAAAGAUAAUGAAAACGAAGGGUCAAACAAGAAAGCAAAUAAACCUAUCACCAGGAGCAAAACAGGUACUGACGUUUGCAAUGCGAAUACCGAUUGCAGAAACAUCGAGAAUGUCACUGCUGAUCUAUCAAAUUUAAAUAUUGUUCGCGAAAAGCAUUUGGGAUUUCAAAACUCUAAUAGAGAUGUCAGAAUACCUGGUGAGCACGUAAUGAAAACUACAGAAAGUGACUGCAAAACUAAAAAUAUGAAAGCAUGUUCAGAUGCACCUCAAAAUCAGGUAAGAAUGAAACGGAAAGAUAAGAAUAGUACGAAAUUUCUCAAGAAAACGAACAAAAAUGUAAGAAAGAAGUCUAAUAAUAAUGGUAGAGCUCAAGUAACCGAUAAAAAUUUCUCGACGUUGGAAGUCACGAGCAAAGAAACAUCAGAAUUAAGUAAAAUGACUAAAUAUUCGGGUUGCCAGAUAAAAACUAUGCAAAACAGAAAUCAAUUUCGAAAAUGUCAAAAAUACCAUAGGAAGGUUAAGAAUAUAAUUAAUAUUGAAACUAAUUUUAAGGAUCUGAGAAGUCAUGCUCUUAGCGAAACAAAUAAACAAGAUCAGAAUAUGGCAAGCAAUACAUCUUUGCACAUACAGUCGAUGAUCCAGGUUGCUUUUAUGGCCGAACAAAGCGCAUUUAGCGAAUCCACAGAAGAGAAUUUAGAUGGAAAAUCAAAAAUCGCAGCAAUCCACGAUGUUGUUAAAGAUAAAAUGAUUACUUUUAAUGGAUACGAAGAAGAUUUUCAAGAGAUUGAGGAAAUGGCGACCUCUCAAAAUAGCAGUGGACAUGAAGAAAUUAUUUUUAAUGCAUGCGAGAAGGAUGACCUUGAACAAAGAGAAGGAAUAACCCAAAUCCAUACCAAGAAAAUCGGCAAAAAAACUCGUCGUAAGGUGGCAAAGACUUUCACAAACUUGCCAGUACGAAAAGUAGAGAAAGCGCUUGCAAAGAUCGAAAAGGAGAAGAGACGAAAGCUGAUAAAUAUUGAAAGCAGGAAGAAUACUUCACAAAAUAAAUCAAUCACAGAUAACACAGAUAAAAGUAAAGCAAAUACCAGUGCAUCUAAAAAUGUUAGUCACUCAAUAACAAGAAUUAUUGCAAAGAAUAAAAGCACAUUCACUAACAGCAUCCAAGAUUCUAAUAUUCCAGAUAAUCAAAAUGAAAUUCCAGCGAAUCAGGCAAAAUCCAAAUCUGCAAACAAUAUUCUUAAUGCUGAACUGAGCGAGAACGUAAAGCCUAAGAACCCUAAAAAGAAAAAAAUAAAUAAAGCUGGCAAAAAAAGGAAACUGAAGAGAAAACAUUUGCAAGACCCAGAAACACUUCUACAGUCCACUUUGGCAGCUUAAAACCACUCAUUAGUACUGUGAAAAAAAGAUAACUGCAAACAUCAUUUACUGUCGUCAAAUAUGUUUUUAAGAUAAGUAAUUUUUAUUUUGUACGUAACAGAAUAAAAUGAUU